AUGAUACGUACACUUCACUUCAAAGCACGAGUCAAAGCAAGAGCAAGAGCCAAGGCAAAUAUACCCACCCAACACCCGCCCUGCCCAAUUAUGCCACCACCAACCCGUCAUCCCACUUUUAAGAAUAAGCGUGUUGCAUUUCCGUUGCAUGCCUUUCAUUCCCGUUAUUCAAAAUCGGUUAGUCAAUGUACGGUUGGCGAGAUGUUGUGCUUGUACCGCACAUACACAGUGUUAACUACACCUCGCUUCAUGCAGUACAGUCAGAAUAGACGGAAACGAAGAAUAGCUUGUCAACGACAUGUAGAGAUAUCAUAUGUUGACGUGUUCGUUACCAAAAAUGGUAUCCUUACGUGCAUUUCCUUACACUGCAACGCCAGCUACGAUUUAUGCGUAUCGUAUUAUGCGUGCGUAAGGAGUGCAGCGGUGACAGAGUUGCUAAUAUACCAGCGUAACAACACUAGCGAGAAUGGUAAUAUUAUGCUGAAACUUCUGGAUAUGUGCACACAUGCAUAUACUUGCGCAAUAAAACGGUACUUUUAUCAAAAUGGUAAUGUUGAGAAAUAA
Loa loa (African eye worm) is the source of this 564-nucleotide messenger RNA. RefSeq lists its product as hypothetical. The record is from RefSeq and is a predicted model, not a curated record. NCBI's taxonomy places the organism in Eukaryota, Metazoa, Nematoda, Chromadorea, Rhabditida, Onchocercidae. Bases 1 to 564 code for a protein of 187 amino acids. The transcript is spliced from 3 exons.